AGGGUCUCGGGGUCGGCGCUCAGAGCGAUAGCGGCCCGGCAGGCGGAACGGGCAGCCGUUCCCUUGUUUCCCCGUCGUCCGUGCCGGGUUGGGGACGGACCGGUUCCUCCGCUGGCGGGGGGCGGUGCUGGCGGCGGCGCUCGGUGCCGAUGGCUCCUCUGAUGGCGGUGCUGCUCCUGGCGCGGCCCUUCUGCCGCGGCCCCGCCUGCCUGGGGAGGCUGCUCCGGCGGGAGGCGGGAGGCACGACCUGGGGCCGGUGGGGGCCCGGUGCCCGCCGCGGGGCCGGCGGGAGUGAGGUGCUUAGAAAAAGCCUUCAGAGGGUGGUUGUGCUCUCAACAGGGUCCUUUUUGGUUUAUGAAGCUCACAAGCUGAUUUCUGGCCUUGCUGAGGUUCAUGCAAGCUUCAAAGUGGAAGAAGUUAUAGAGCAAGCAGACUAUCUGUAUGGGAGUGGAGAAACUGAAAAGCUGCAUCAGUUGCUGGUUCAGCAUAAAAAUAGUGAGGACGCAGAGCUGUUGUGGAGGCUGGCACGGGCAUCCCGGGAUCUGGCUCAGCUCAGUAGUACCUCUGCAGAGGAGAAAAGAAAACUGACCUACGAAGCCUUUGAGUGUGCAAAAAGAGCACUUGAAAAGAAUGAAUCAAAUUCUGCAGCACACAAGUGGUAUGGAAUUUGUCUCAGUGAUGUUGGAGAUUUUGAAGGAAUAAAGACUAAAAUUGGAAAUGCCAUUGUUAUCAAAGAGCACUUUCAGAGAGCCAUUGAACUGAAUCCAAAAGAUGCUACAACAAUUCAUCUAAUAGGCAUUUGGUGUUACUCCUUUGCUGAAAUGCCAUGGUACCAAAGAAAAAUAGCUGCAACACUAUUUGCCACACCACCAACCUCCACAUUUCAAGAGGCUCUUCAUUACUUCCACAUGGCAGAAGAAGUUGACCCAAAUUUCUACAGCAAAAACUUGCUCUUUUUGGGGAAGACAUACUUGAAGUUAAACAAUAAAAAGCUGGCUCUUCUGUGGUUAAGUAAAGCCAAGGAGUAUCCUGCACAUACAGAAGAGGACAAACAGGUCCAGAAAGAAGCUUUGCAGUUGCUUAAUUCUAUAUAACAAGAAGCAAGAUGAUGGGAAUUCAGUGCCUCAGGUUUCAGCAGCAUAGGAAAAAGACCCCAAAUACUACUUUGGUUUAUUGAAGCUGCUAAUAGAAGUGCAGCCUAAACUUGCUAUCUCUAUCAUGUUUCAAUUAAACUGUCAUCUAGAAGAUCCUUUUCAUUAUGUGAUUCUCUCUGUUGAUUUACAUGGAAAUAAAGAGCUUUAUGGACAAGCAGGUUAUAUAUUGGAGGGGAGAGGCUGGGACAGUGGUUAUGCAGGUUUUUAAUUAAGCUUUUAUACCAUUCAGCUACAAGUUGUGAAUGAGGAAUAAAAUGAAAUUUGACUAGCAUAACUUUUUUAAGAAAGGAGGUGCAAGGCCAUGACAUAAAUAUCAUAAACCUUUCCACAGCAUUCUGUGGGGUACAACAGCCUUCAACAAUAGUGUUUAUGUUAUUAGCUGAUCCUACAGACUUCUCAUUAAGGCUGCAUAAGCAAUUUCAAUUCAGUUAAGUGCUGGUGUUCAACUUUUUGCAAAAAGUGCCGUAGUUAAAAAAAUUAAAAGUGAAGUAGGGAACACAUAAGAAAAUCCUUUUAUGGGUGAUGCCACCAUAUGAAGCACGCAAACUUCUGUUUCUAGAGACAAAGUAAAACUUUCUUCUCACUCUUGCUUAUUUUGGCAGGAAGUUUGACCAGAAAAAUCAACCCAAGUUAGAUAUCCAGCACAAAAAAUAGAAUUUCCAGACAAUAUAUUCUGAUUGCCCAACUGAAAGGGACCAAAUAACGAAAAAAAUGGUGGGCAAAUACACAGGGUACUGCCAGUAGAAAGUCUUAACAAUGUGGCAUAAAUUGACUAAAAAUACCUAGCGUUUGCUACAAUAGAAAUGGAUAUUGCAUUCUAUUGGAGGAAGAAGUUAAAAAGGGCAUAAAUUGCUCAGACUAACAAACCAAACCUGUGCCAAGUCAGAAAUUAAAUGCACAGCUGAGAGACAAUCUGGAGCUUUAAUUCUAGCCUCAAAUCAUGAAACCAGUUAAAAGGUGGUUUUCUCCUCUAUGGUAAAAUAAUUCUUAUUUUUCUAUUAAUAGAGCAUCAGAACGAAGUCUUAUGUAAGUUGAAGUCACAGGGUAGAUGUGUUUCUGAGAGAUUCUUAGAAUUUUUUGCAUUCAUACACUGAAAACAUCUGCCAUACACAAAACUGUGCCACAGUGCAGUUUAGGCAUCUUACUACUGUGCCUUUGCUGCUGCAUAGGACAGGAUCUACACAAAGAGGAAGGGUACCCAGAAAAGGCUGUUGAGUGUUGAGAGAAGAGCAGCUGCGGUGCUUGCAGGAAGGAAGGAACAAACAACCCCUGAGCUCUUGCAUCACCAGAUCCCUUGUCUGACCUCCAGCCUUUGCUGCCUUCCUUCUCUUUGCUAUCUCCUCUACAGUACAACUGAAUUAUGGAGAAUGAAAUAGGAAAGAAAAAAAAUUAAAUAAUUUUGUUGUGCUGUGUGUUUUUUGUUGUGUUUGGAUUUGUUUUUUUCAUGCUUACUAACUCCUGCCCACAGGGAAAAAACUACUGCAGUUGAGACAGCUAAAACUAUUAAAACAAUAAAGCCAACUACAUUCUUGUGA
Calypte anna (Anna's hummingbird) is the source of this 2689-nucleotide messenger RNA. RefSeq names its product regulator of microtubule dynamics 1 (gene RMDN1). The coding region runs from base 150 to 1094 and encodes 314 amino acids. Gene Ontology annotation, cellular component: spindle microtubule; cytoplasm; mitotic spindle pole. The record is from RefSeq and is a predicted model, not a curated record. Gene Ontology annotation, molecular function: microtubule binding. The transcript has 10 exons. Lineage: Eukaryota; Metazoa; Chordata; Aves; Apodiformes; Trochilidae.